This is a messenger RNA of Patiria miniata (bat star), 2425 nucleotides long. Its product is annotated as dehydrogenase/reductase SDR family member on chromosome X-like. Lineage: Eukaryota; Metazoa; Echinodermata; Asteroidea; Valvatida; Asterinidae. The record is from RefSeq and is a predicted model, not a curated record. The transcript has 9 exons. Bases 655 to 2094 code for a protein of 479 amino acids.
GAUCUUUACAGAGAGGUGGAGAGAGUGGUUCUGCCAGACAAUCUUUGUCUUACUCUUGGACAGUCUUCCAGACGUUCAAGUGCUGGCUUUAGACAAGUGGUUAUAACUUGCACACUACGUAUAUAUUACAGUUCAUGCGAGUCUUAUUGUAGGUGGAUGUUGCCACUUGAAAUCAGGAAUACGAUGUAGUUAAAAUCUCAAUGUAAUUCUACAUUAUUUUUUUACAAGUACGCUUAUUCCCCCACCCAAAAAUUUGGUUCUUGAUGUUGGCUCCUCUCUUUGCAUGGACUCCGCACGCUAUGUGUCUCUCUCUAGAUCUAGAGAUCUCCCCUGCACCCGCGCGCGAAGCUCCAUAUCUACUGUUGAUGAACAUAGUUCGUUCUGGCAUGGAGCUAUAAAACACAAGGCAACAUUUUUGGCAACACUUCAAGUGAACUUUGAUCAGUCGACAUCGCAAUAUAAAUCAUCAUUGCCAGAUACUGAUGGUACACUGAUUGCAGUGGGUGUAGACAGUUUAGUACACGUAGGCCUACGUCUAUCAUUCAUUGACUAUUAUACAUGGCCAACUGAGCCCGGCCAGAAAUAAUUCCCAGCCUCAACCACGCCCAUCUGGAUUGAGAAGUUCAUGGUUUAGGUUCGACUGAAAGGUUGAAAAUGGGGAACAAAUUAGAACAUCCGUCGGUGGAGCUUCCCCCGGAGAAGCUGGUGAUGGUCACAGGUGGAAACACUGGGAUUGGAUAUGAAACGGCAAAGUCCAUUGCGAAGAUGGGAGCAAGAGUGUGCAUUACAAGUCGCUCAGAGGACAAAGCUAAAGCUGCAAUCGAGCGAAUGCAGACAGAACAUCGAGAUGAAAUGCAGCAGAGAAGUCAUGGGCAGGCGUCAUCUCCAUCCACCAGUGAAGAGAUCAAGCCACUGAAUGUGGAGUACAUCAUAGUGGAUCUCGCCUCGUUGCAAUCCACCAUGGACUUCAUUCAGAAGACCAAGGAGAGGAUGCAGUACCUUAAUAUCUUGGUCUGCAAUGCUGGCAUUGCCUUUGUCAAACAAGAAUACACAGAGGAUAAAUACGAGUCGCAAUUCCAAGUCAACUACCUGUCACAGCUCCUCAUUGUGCUGCAUCUCAUGCCGCUGCUGCGGGCUGGUGCCCCCGACUCCCGCAUUGUUCUCCUGUCAUCAGACGCGCAUAAAAGUGGGAAACUAGACCUGGACAACAUGCAGGGCCCCAAAUCCUUCAGUCGGCUUACAGCCUACGCCUCAUCCAAGGCCUACAUGGUCAUGGCAGCACACUUUCUUGCUCGGAGACUGGAAGGGACCGAAGUGAGCACUUUCUCUAUUGAUCCUGGACUUGUGGACACGAAUAUUAUGAAUAACUUCAGUGAUUUGAAACUGAUGAGCUUUUUCGUUGGAGCUUAUAAAAAAUUUGGUAUGAUGCGUACUCCGAAACAGGGGGCUGCUACAAGUGUCGUGGCCUGUGUUGAUCCAAGCCUUCGUGGGAAAACUGCAGUGUUCAUGAAGAAUUGUCGACCUGCUAACCCUGCAACCUUCUGUUGGGAUGGCAAAAAACAGGAGGACCUUUGGGGUUACAGUCUUGGAUGUCUCAACCAGUUCAUCUCUGAUGGUGUGCUCAAAGAAGCCUUCCCAUCAGCGAGGCCAGAUCUGCUGACCAUUCCCAAGGACACAAGGACAGUCGAAGAGAAGAUUGCUGAUGAUUCAGGGAAGAAAGAAGGGAGUUCAGAUGACAAAGAGAUGGGAAACAAAUCCAAAGGAGGAGAGGCAUCUUUGGAGAGGAAGCAGGAUGAGGAGCAACCAGAGAUAGAGUCUUCAUCUGGAGCUACAGAGGUACCCUCUGAAAAAGUCAAGGCAUCGCAGGAACCAUAUGGGGCUAAUUUAGAAGAAAAGAUACCUGAAGACACACUCAAAGAUGAAGACAACGAACCCAAGGCAUCCUCCAAACAGGAGCAGACAGAAGAGCAGCCGAAAAGAGAAUUACCAUCUGCAGCUGCAGAAUUACCCACUGAAAGGGUUAAGGCAGAGGAAAAACCCAGUGGGCAGGUUUCAGAGGAAAGGGGCGUGACAGAUAAUGCAGAAAAUAAGUAAUUAGCAGCUGAGAACUGCAGCAUCUUCAGAUAAUAAGCAGGUGUAGAACAACCAGAGAGGGAACCUUCAGCUCAGCCAGCUUCUGUAAUUGACCAGACAUCAGGAGAACCGAAGGCAGAUAAUGGGGAAAUCUGCAGGAGAUGAGGUGCAGAAGUUCAAGAAGGUGUACCGACCAAACUUGGCCAAAAAUUAUCAAAGUGGACUCCAUUAAAGAGAUUUGUGAUGAACUGAAAAUUUGGUGAAAUCUAAAUAAUAUUCAAAUUCACAAGGUUUAGGUGUAUAUUAAAGACCACAAGGUAUCGAAGAAAGAUUAAACCUUGGCAGAAACUGC